Messenger RNA from Camellia sinensis, 786 nucleotides. RefSeq lists its product as uncharacterized. The record is from RefSeq and is a predicted model, not a curated record. Lineage: Eukaryota; Viridiplantae; Streptophyta; Magnoliopsida; Ericales; Theaceae.
AUGGCUGCUUGGAUUUCUUAUAUUGACUUUCAAUCUGUGGUGGAGAGCAAUUGGGUUAACUCACUUCCCUCUCUUAUGGAUAAAUUGGAGAAACUAGCUUGUAAGGCUAGUGAGUGGAAUAAAGAUAAGUUUGGAAAUAUUUUCAGAAAUAAGAGGUGGUUGCUAGGGAGGAUUGAAGGUAUUCAGAAACCCAAAAAUUAUAAUUAUUCCAACAACCUCCACCUCCUGGAAAUGGAUCUCAUUGAGCAGUACAAUAAAAUCCUCUAUCAAGAGGAGCCAUUGUGGUUUCAAAAAUCUAGAUCCAACUGGAUUACCCAGGGGGAUAGAAACACCAAGUUCUUCCACCUUUCCACCUUGACCAAAAGGAGGAAAUGUAAAAUUAAGACUCUCAAGAAUGAGAGUGGUAUUUGGAUUAAUAACAUUGUUGCUUUGAAAUCCAUGAUUUUUGAUUAUUUUGUGGAACACUUUCAGAGUACUCCAACUAUCCAACUGGAUCAUUGGAAUAACCUCACUCUUGAUGUGAUUAGGCAGGAGGAUAAUGAUGAGUUGUCUAGGGAGAUCACUAGGAAUGAAAUAUGGAGGGCUGUGAAAAACAUUAAGGCCUUCAAAGCCCCUAGCCGAGAUGGUUUCCAAGCUAUUUUCUAUCAUAACUAUUGGGAGACUGUUGGUCCCACUGUGUGUGAGUUUGUCAAAAACUACAUUGCUACCAGCUCCAUACCCCAUCAAAUCAAUAGAACUCUCAUUGCUCUUAUUCCCAAAAUUGAGAACCCUGAGACUAUCAAAUAG